This is a messenger RNA of Penicillium daleae, 1728 nucleotides long. Its product is annotated as sulfatase family protein. Bases 1 to 1728 code for a protein of 575 amino acids. Gene Ontology annotation, molecular function: N-acetylglucosamine-6-sulfatase activity; glycosaminoglycan binding; arylsulfatase activity. The transcript is spliced from 6 exons. The record is from RefSeq and is a predicted model, not a curated record. Gene Ontology annotation, biological process: phenol-containing compound metabolic process. NCBI's taxonomy places the organism in Eukaryota, Fungi, Ascomycota, Eurotiomycetes, Eurotiales, Aspergillaceae.
AUGCCGCGUUUGAUAAAAUCACUUUGUCUCGCGAGUCUGUUUCUGGCCAAUGCUGGCGCCUCAGGUGCCCAGGGUGCUGUCCAUGCCCCUGGACAUACCCAAGAGCCUAAGCGGCCUAACUUUGUCUUUAUCAUGACAGAUGAUCAAGAUUUGCAUCUUAACUCGCUCGAUUAUAUGCCCAAGUUGAAGCGAGUAAUUGCAGAUGAGGGGACUGUCUUUCGACGACAUUUCUGUACCAUUGCUGUUUGCUGCCCGUCGCGAGUCAGUUUGAUGACUGGCAAGCUGGCACAUAACACCAAUGUCACUGAUGUAGUUCCUCCAUAUGGUGGAUAUCCCAAAUUCGUGGCAGAAGGCCAUAACGAUAACUACUUGCCCGUCUGGCUACAAAAUGCUGGCUACAACACAUACUGUACUGGCAAAUUCCUAAACUCACAUUCCACUUCCAACUACAAUAAUCCUUACCCUAAAGGAUGGAACGGGACAGAUUUUCUCCUGGACCCCUCCACUUACAGCUACUGGAACUCCACUUUCCAGAGCAAUCGUGCUGCCCCUGUCGUGUCGGGUGGCUACUCGACCGAUUUGAUCUCUAAUUAUGCGCGCGGAUUCAUCCAGGAAGCACAUGGCUCCGACCGCCCGUUCUUCAUUGGGAUUGCUCCCAUCGCACCACACGCGAAGACGGCUGCGGUGGAGGGCUCGUCAAUCCCAGCAUUCACCAAUCCAGCUCCUGCGGAGCGACACGCGAAUAAGUUUCCCGAUGCAAAGGUUCCCCGUGGAGAGAACUUCAAUCCCGACAAGCCGAGUGGUGCUAGCUGGGUCUUGAAUCUGCCGCGGCUGAACUCCACCGAGGUCACCUAUAUGGAUGAGUAUUAUCGCAGGCGACUUCAAUCUCUCGUAGUGGGCAAACUUGAAGAUUACGGGCUGCUGGACAAUACUUAUAUCUUCUACACGUCUGACAACGGAUACCAUGUUGGACAGCAUCGCAUGGUCCCCGGCAAGGGAUGUCCUUAUGAAGAAGAUAUAAAUGUCCCAAUGAUGGUCCGUGGUCCUCGAGUACCCAAGGGCCGGACGAUGGACGUCGUCACCUCGCAUACCGACAUCGCUGCUACUCUAUUCGAUCUGGCUGGUGUCCCCUUAAGAGAGGAUUUUGAUGGACUACCGAUGCCCUUGACCAGUUCAGAGAUGCAGGAUGCUAAACACGAUCCACGCCGCGAGCAUGUCUCCGUUGAAUACUGGGGUACGAACAUCCAGGAGGGUGACAUCGGGCGAACUUCAGCCACUGGUGCAGCUGUGAUCUAUGGCAACAACACCUACAAGGCUAUGAGGGUCAUUGGCGACUCAUCUAACCUGUUCUACUCAGUCUGGUGUACCAACGAGCACGAACUAUAUGAUUUGAAGAAUGAUCCUUACCAAAUGCGGAACCUUUUCAAAAGUUCCGAGAGCAAGCUACUUGGUCGGGAUAUCAAACAAGUGAUCUCUCGACUGGACGCUCUCUUGCUUGUGCUCAAGAGCUGCAAGAGCUCAGAAUGUACCCUUCCAUGGGAGGUGCUUCAUCCGGAUAAGAGAGUCACUAGCCUUUCUGAAGCACUGAAUCCCAAGUACGACGCUUUCUAUGCAGCUCAGCCAGAUAUAAGCUUCUCAGCGUGUGAGUUGGGAUACUUUCCGGAGUCGGAAGGACCGCAGGAGGGCUAUGCAUACCGACGCAAUGGAGACUGGAGUAACUGGGCAUAG